Manis pentadactyla (Chinese pangolin) is the source of this 1268-nucleotide messenger RNA. RefSeq names its product trafficking protein particle complex subunit 6B (gene TRAPPC6B). NCBI's taxonomy places the organism in Eukaryota, Metazoa, Chordata, Mammalia, Pholidota, Manidae. Gene Ontology annotation, biological process: endoplasmic reticulum to Golgi vesicle-mediated transport; regulation of GTPase activity. Bases 295 to 771 code for a protein of 158 amino acids. Gene Ontology annotation, cellular component: trans-Golgi network; TRAPP complex; cis-Golgi network. The record is from RefSeq and is a predicted model, not a curated record. The transcript is spliced from 6 exons.
CCGCCCCUUGCCUUGGAGCGGGACCGGGCCUCUGCCGGUUGGGAUUGGUUCCCAUUGCUGUCAGACUCUCCACCCUAGAGCGUGGUGGCCCUGGGCUGUGCUCUCCCGGCUUCAGUGCUCACUCUGGUACCAGCCUUCAGGGAACGGAGUGAAUUCCUCGGCCUCCUAGCGACGAGAGACGGGUGCGGACUGAGGGAGCGGCGACACAGUCCGCAUAGCUCAGGCGCUAACUGGAGCCCCGGAGCCCGGCCUAAACGGGAGCUGAAGCCCGGAGCUUGGAAGAAUAAGCGGGAAAUGGCGGACGAGGCGCUGUUUUUGCUUCUCCAUAACGAGAUGGUGUCUGGGGUGUACAAGUCCGCGGAGCAGGGGGAGGUGGAAAAUGGACGCUGUAUUACUAAACUGGAAAACAUGGGGUUUCGAGUGGGACAAGGAUUGAUAGAAAGGUUUACAAAAGAUACUGCAAGGUUCAAGGAUGAGUUAGAUAUCAUGAAAUUCAUUUGUAAAGAUUUUUGGACUACAGUAUUUAAGAAACAAAUCGACAAUCUACGGACAAAUCAUCAGGGCAUCUAUGUACUUCAGGACAACAAAUUUCGUCUGCUUACUCAGAUGUCUGCAGGAAAACAGUAUUUAGAACAUGCAUCUAAGUAUUUAGCAUUUACAUGUGGCUUAAUCAGAGGUGGCUUAUCAAACUUGGGGAUAAAAAGUAUUGUAACAGCUGAAGUGUCUUCAAUGCCUGCCUGUAAAUUUCAAGUGAUGAUACAGAAGCUGUAGAACAUACUGAAAUGAAAGUCUUCAUCAGUGUAAAGAGAUAAAUUAUUCAUAUAUAAAGUAUUUCAAGUAGCAAUGAUUUAAUUACACUUUUGGACAUUUGUUUUGAUGUAAGCUAUUUGCUAACUUCUAUAAUGAAAGAUGCACGCUGAAGCAGGUGUACGGUUGUAUUUUAUCAAUUUAACACAGACCAAGUUAAAGCAGGUAAAGAGACAUUCUACCAUAAUGCACACUUUAGUGAGACUAUUAGAAUGAAAACCUGAUUUCAAAUAACUAAAUACCAAGAUAUAGGAUCCUUAUUUUAAAUAUUAUUUGCUCAGAGUGAUGUGUAUUUAACUACAGAUGGAGAAGCAAAACUCAGGGUUUCAUAAAUUAGCAUAAAGAAAAGUAUGCAUCAGUCAGAAUCAUUUGUAAGAAUGAACAAAGUUUGGGUUUGUUUUAUGAAUUUGUCUUAUUUAAGAAAAGUAAACAGUAUGCUAUUAAACUUAAUUUUUAUUUUA